UUCGCCCCGGCCCGGCUGCCGCCCCCUCCAUGAGCGCCGCGUUCGCCUGCAGCCGCCGCCGCCGCGGGGCGGGCGCGAUGCCACGAUGGGCCUGAUCUGGAUCCUGCUGCUCAGCCUGCUGGAGCCCGGCUGGCCCGCCGCGGGUCCCGGGGCGCGGCUGCGGCGCGAUGCGGGCGGCCGCGGCGGCGUCUACGAGCACCUCGGCGGGGCGCCCCGGCGCCGCAAGCUCUACUGCGCCACCAAGUACCACCUCCAGCUGCACCCGAGCGGCCGCGUCAACGGCAGCCUGGAAAACAGCGCCUACAGUAUCCUGGAGAUGACAGCGGUGGAGGUGGGCAUCGUGGCCAUCAAGGGGCUCUUCUCGGGGCGGUACCUGGCCAUGAACAAGAGGGGGCGGCUCUAUGCUUCGGAGAGCUACAACGCCGAGUGUGAGUUCGUGGAGCGGAUCCACGAGCUGGGCUACAACACGUACGCCUCGCGGCUGUACCGAACGGUGCCCAGCGGCCCGGGGGCGCAGCGUCAGCCCAGCGCCGAGAGACUGUGGUAUGUGUCCGUGAACGGCAAGGGCCGGCCCCGCAGGGGCUUUAAGACACGCCGCACCCAGAAGUCCUCCUUGUUCCUGCCCCGCGUGCUGGACCACAAGGACCAUGAGAUGGUGCGGCUGCUCCAGAGGGGGGCCGGGCUCCGUGGUGGCCUGCCUGGGCCCCCUGGCAAGGGCACCCAGCCCCCGCGGCGGCAGCAGAGGAAGCGGACCCGGGGAGGCCAUGCGUAG
Molecule: messenger RNA, 772 nt
Organism: Odobenus rosmarus divergens (Pacific walrus)
Lineage: Eukaryota; Metazoa; Chordata; Mammalia; Carnivora; Odobenidae
Gene: FGF3
Product: fibroblast growth factor 3
Exons: 3
Coding region: 86-772 (228 amino acids)
Biological process (GO): regulation of cell migration; positive regulation of gene expression; cell differentiation
Cellular component (GO): cytoplasm
Molecular function (GO): fibroblast growth factor receptor binding; growth factor activity
Source: RefSeq, a predicted model, not a curated record